UUGCCAAAUGGACUAGAUUGACGUGCUCACUUUGUUUCUGCAAUGAAUCCUCUUCAGAGAAUGAUUUUGUAAUUUAUUUGCAGAUUAUUGCAAGUUUGCAGUUUUGACGCUUAAAAAAGCAGUAGCAGUACGCAAAUCGGGGAGCCAAAUAAAAGGCCCUUUAGCCGAUGCGAUUCGGUUCCUAACGUUCGCCAAAAAGAGCCGUUCGCGAACGACCCAUCACUAUCAGACAGGAUUUGGGCCGAUCCAACAGAGCCCGUGAGUGGUAGCCAUUUUGCUCCCACCUAAAACACUAGUUUCAUUCGGAAUGGAAGAAAUAGAACCGACAGCAAGUCCAAAAUCUCAACAAUUCUGAAACCCAGGAAUACAGACAGAUAUCAAGGCACACACGGAUAACAUCAUAACAAAAUUGCGAUUUUGGGAGCGGUGACAUCCGAACCAUCCGCAGUCCACUCUGAGUAGCCUAGAUUGGAGUCGAUCAGCCUCAGCUUAGUUCAAUUUAACAGCUAAGGUAUUGUAUUUUUUUGCAAUGAAAAAUAGUUAAUACUUAAUUCUGAACAUAAAGAACGAUAGGGCGAAUGCCCUGCUGCCGAGGAGCGUUAUAGGGAAAUGUCAUUCAAUUCUGUCUGCGUCUUCGGGACAUCUUGAGACACAUUUGGAUUGGAUGGACCGAUGUUGAGACAGUUGCCGAAUUCAUGGUUUGUGUCCAAAUGCAAGAAUACAAUCGCCUCCCCUCGUAUUGCCAAAGGAGGUGCAGAAUAUAGGGAAAUAGACAACAUUUCAACGAGAAAAUGUCAACAAAAACUCCUCUACCUACAGUCAAUGAGAAAGAGACGGAGAGCCAUACGUCUCACAGCAAUGGGCGCCAGGAGGUCACCGCUCGCUCUGUCCGCUCAGGGGUCCGCACCCGGAACUCUGGUGCCGACGAGCAGCCUCAUGUGGGGAACUACCGACUCCUGAAGACCAUUGGGAAGGGCAACUUCGCCAAGGUCAAGCUGGCCCGUCACAUCCUCACUGGCAGAGAGGUGGCGAUAAAGAUUAUCGAUAAGACACAACUGAACCCAAACAGCCUUCAAAAGCUCUUCAGAGAAGUAAGAAUAAUGAAGAUUUUAAACCACCCAAAUAUAGUCAAGCUGUUUGAGGUGAUCGAGACAGAGAGGACGCUGUACCUGGUGAUGGAGUAUGCCAGUGGAGGAGAGGUCUUCGACUACCUUGUUGCACACGGAAGGAUGAAGGAAAAAGAGGCCAGGGCUAAAUUUAGACAGAUCGUUUCUGCUGUGCAGUACUGCCACCAGAAGCACAUUGUUCAUAGAGACCUGAAGGCAGAGAACCUGCUGCUGGAUGCAGACAUGAACAUUAAGAUAGCGGACUUUGGCUUUAGUAAUGAGUUCACCAUGGGGAACAAGCUGGACACGUUCUGUGGCUCCCCUCCCUACGCCGCCCCGGAGCUGUUUCAGGGGAAGAAGUACGAUGGGCCCGAGGUGGACGUCUGGAGCCUGGGGGUCAUCCUCUACACACUGGUCAGCGGCUCUCUGCCCUUCGACGGGCAGAACCUUAAGGAGCUUAGGGAGAGAGUUCUGAGGGGGAAAUAUCGUAUCCCCUUCUACAUGUCCACAGACUGUGAGAACCUCCUCAAGCGCUUCCUGGUGCUCAACCCGGCCAAGCGGGGGACUCUCGAGGUGAGGGAGGACAGCGAAAAUCAAAUCAUGAAAGACCGCUGGAUCAAUGCGGGAUCGGAGGAGGACGAGCUCAAGCCUUUCGUAGAACCAGAACAGGACAUCGCAGAUCAGAAGAGAAUAGAUGUAAUGGUGGGGAUGGGCUUCUCUCCAGAGGAGAUCCAGGAGUCUCUGGCCAAGAUGAAGUAUGAUGAGAUCACUGCCACCUACCUACUGCUGGGGAGGAAGUCUUCUGAGCUGGAGCCCAGUGUUUCAACCUCCAGCAGCAACCUGUCCCUGGCUAAACCCCGGCCCACCAGCGAGCUCAAUGGCCAGUCCCCCUCACACCUCAAAGUCCAGCGGAGCGUCUCCUCCAACCAGAAACAGAGACGCUACAGUGACCAGGUGGGUCAGAAUGUUCCCCCAGGUUCAGGACACCCUAACAGGAGUCAGACCAGCACGGCCGAAAACAACAUCAAAGAGGAGGGAGGGCGCAGUGUCCCCGGGGGGCGCUGUGUCCCCCCACCCAGCCCCUUGCUGGGGAACGCCAACAACCCCAACAAGGCUGAUAUUCCCAAUGGCAGGAAGGGGGUUACCACUGUUCCCAACAAUAACACUGGCUCUGACGGGAUGACGAGGAGAAACACGUAUGUGUGCAGCGACAGGAACGCUAUGGACUGUCUCUCUGUCAUUCCCAAUGGGAAGGAGAACAGUGUGGCCGUGUCUCCUGGCCAGCGGAACCCCGUGGCAUCCACCCACAGCAUCACCAGCGCCACCACGCCAGACAGACUACGUUUCCCACGAGGCACGGCGAGCCGCAGCACCUUCCACAGUGGUCAGCUGAAGGAGCGCCGCACGGCCACCUACAACGGGCCCCCAGCCUCACCCACCCUGUCCCAAGACACAGCGCCACUUUCCCAAACCCGCAGCCGCGGCUCCAGUAACCUCUUCUCCAAACUCACCUCCAAACUCACACGCAGGGUCAGUAUUGACCCGACCAAACGGCAGACGGCCAAAUCAGGGCCUGCCGUCCCUUCUGCCCAGGGAGCAAAGACUCUUAAGUCUCAACCGAGUUUGAAAGAAACGGGAGAUUUGAGAGCUCAAGUCGCCAUGUACCUGGGGAUCAGAAAGGGGAAAGUAAAGACAGUGAACCCCGCUCCCUCAGAUUCACUUGGAGUAUGAGGACCACCAGCUCCAUGGAGCCUUGUGAUAUCAUGCGGGAGAUACGCAAGGUGCUCGAGGCCAACAAUUGUGACUACGAACAGCAAGAGAGUUUCCUGCUGCUCUGUGUCCAUGGCGAUGCUGAGAACCUGGUCCAAUGGGUGAUGGAGGUGUGCAAGCUGCCCCGUCUCUCCCUCAAUGGCGUGAGAUUCAAGAGGAUAUCAGGCUCAUCCAUCGCUUUUAAAAACAUUGCUUCCAAAGUCGCCAAUGAGUUAAAGCUAUGAACAAAAAGGGUAAAACUAUAUCUAGAAAGUAAAGCUGUACAAUCUUUUUUUUUUUUACAAAAUACUGAGUAUGUAUUGAAUGAGUGUGUCAAUAAUCACUGAAUUACUAAUAACUACGGUAUAUAAUCUGGUCAUCAGGAGUUGUAUAUGGUUUGUCAUACUGAGAAAAUUGACCAAAAUAGCAUUUGUCUUUGUUAUUAUUUGUCAUCUCAUGAAAGUUAACCUUUUCAGAGUAAAUCAUGAAUCUGACUUUCAAGACAGCUACACAUUGUUAUACACAACUUCAUUAACUUCAAAGAAUAUAUAAGAGAUAGAGUUCAUGUAAAUGCUCACAUGGUAAGAUCACCAGUGUCUCAAUAAAAUUCUGUAAACUUGA
Messenger RNA from Oncorhynchus kisutch (coho salmon), 3476 nucleotides. Its product is annotated as MAP/microtubule affinity-regulating kinase 3. The coding region runs from base 792 to 2837 and encodes 681 amino acids. The transcript is spliced from 18 exons. Gene Ontology annotation, biological process: protein phosphorylation; microtubule cytoskeleton organization; intracellular signal transduction. Gene Ontology annotation, cellular component: cytoplasm; plasma membrane. Lineage: Eukaryota; Metazoa; Chordata; Actinopteri; Salmoniformes; Salmonidae. Gene Ontology annotation, molecular function: tau-protein kinase activity; ATP binding. The record is from RefSeq and is a predicted model, not a curated record.